Molecule: messenger RNA, 2235 nt
Organism: Penicillium digitatum Pd1
Lineage: Eukaryota; Fungi; Ascomycota; Eurotiomycetes; Eurotiales; Aspergillaceae
Product: threonine--tRNA ligase THS1
Biological process (GO): threonyl-tRNA aminoacylation
Cellular component (GO): cytoplasm
Molecular function (GO): ATP binding; threonine-tRNA ligase activity
Source: RefSeq, a predicted model, not a curated record
AUGGCAUCUGAAACUCCCCAGGAUUUGCCUGUGCGGCCUGCUGCUGAAGCGCAGACUAAGAACGCCUCUGAAGCUGCCAGUGCCCCCCAAAAAGAUGCGAAAGCGAAAUCCAAGCAGGCCGCGAGCCCCGAUACCCUCCCAGAAUUCAUGAUUGAGCGAAACAAUCUCUUCGAGGAACUUUGGCAACAGCAUCUUGAGGAGACCAAGAACCGUCCCCACCCAGAGAUCACCGUCACCCUUGACAUAGGCGACGGCAACCCCCCCUCCUCGUUCCCCGCCAAAGCCUUCGAGACCACUCCUGGAUCUUUCCUGCGUGAUGUGCCCAAGGAUCUCAGCGCUGAAAUUGUUAUCUCCAAGGUUGAUGGAGAGUUGUGGGAUUUGAACCGGCCUCUGGAGAAGGACUGUAAUGUGCUCCUUGUGCCAUUUAGCAACCCCGAGGCCCGUGAGGUAUUCUGGCACUCCAGUGCUCACACUCUGGGCGAGGCGUGCGAAAAUGAGUACCACUGUCUGCUCUCACACGGCCCUCCUACAAAUCAAGGCUUCUUCUAUGAUAUGGCCAUGCCCGACGGACGCGUUGUCCGUGAGACUGACUGGAAGGCGCUUGACACCAAGGCGGCACGUAUCUUCAAGGAGAAGCAAAGCUUCGACCGGUUGGAGGUUUCCAAAGAGAAUCUCAAGAAGAUGUUCGCAUACAGCAAAUAUAAGCUACACUAUAUCGACAAGCUUGUCACCGGCGAGAGUAGCACCGUUUACCGUUGCGGUACUCUUGUUGAUCUCUGCCGAGGCCCUCACAUCCAGAACACCGGCAAAAUCAAGACCUUCAAGAUCAUGCAGAACUCAUCGGCCUACUUCCUUGGCGAUCAGUCCAACGACUCUCUGCAGCGUAUUCGUGGUGUUGCCUUCCCCGACAAGAAGCAGAUGGCUGAGCACUUGAAGUUUUUAGAGGAAGCCGAGAAGCGGAACCACCUGAAAAUUGGUAAGGAGCAAGAGCUUUUCUUCUUCGAUGAGGUGUCUCCCGGCUGCCCAUUCCUUCUCCCCAACGGAACCAAGAUCUUGAACCAGAUUCAGUCUCUUCUACGUUCUGAAUACCGCAAGCGCGGCUACCAAGAGGUUCAGACCCCUAACAUGUACGACGUUAGCAUCUGGAAGACUUCCGGACACUGGGCCCACUACAAGGAUGAUAUGUUCAAGUUGGAUGUCGAGAAGCGCGAGUGGGCUCUCAAGCCCAUGAACUGCCCUGGACACUUCGCUCUGUUCGCCCACCGUGAACGUAGCUACCGCGAGCUUCCUAUGCGCAUUGCUGACUUCGGUGUCCUGCACCGCAACGAGGCUUCCGGGGCACUUAGCGGAUUGACGAGAGUGCGCAGAUUCUGUCAAGAUGAUGGUCACAUAAUCGUUCAGAAAUCGCAAAUUAUGUCCGAAGUAGAGGGUCUGUUCGAUUUCUUGCAGUCCAUCUAUGGGCUGUUUGGAUUCACGUUCAAUUUGAAGCUGUCCACCCGCCCAGAGAAGUACAUGGGGUCGUUGGAGACCUGGGAUCACGCCGAGGACCAGCUCAAGAAGGCCUUAACCAAGUUUAAGGGUAACGAUUGGACCAUUAACGAGGGUGACGGUGCCUUCUACGGACCUAAGAUUGACAUCACUAUUGCGGAUGCUCUCAAGCGUGAAUUCCAAUGCGCGACCAUCCAGCUGGACUAUCAGGCUCCAUUGAACUUCAAGCUGGAGUAUCAGACCAACGAAAACCUGGAGAAGAACACCGGGGAGGGUGCAAGUGAGGGCGAGGCCAAGUCCGACGACCUGCCCCCCGGUCGCGCCCGCCCUGUUGUCAUUCACCGUGCUAUUAUUGGUAGCUUUGAGCGGUUCCUGGGUAUUUUGAUCGAGCACUUUGGUGGCAAGUGGCCGUUCUGGAUCAGUCCACGCCAGGUCCUCAUUGUGCCGGUGAUGCCAGCUCUGAACGACUACGCCGAGGAACUGCAGCGCAUCCUGCGUGGUGACAAGUUGAAUGUGGACGUGGACGUCAGUGGCAACACCCUGCAGAAGAAGAUCCGCACUGGCCAGCUGGCCCAGUACAACUUCAUAUUUGUUGUGGGUGCCCAGGAGAAGGAGUCACGCACUGUCAACAUUCGCAACCGUGAUGAUCCUGCGACCCAAAACAAGGGUAUCAUGGUCCCCCUGGAGGAGGCGCGGCUCAAGCUCCGGGCACUGCGCAAGGAGCGUCGGCUGGAGAACACUUUGUAG